Messenger RNA from Hipposideros armiger (great roundleaf bat), 4253 nucleotides. RefSeq names its product paired box 2 (gene PAX2). Gene Ontology annotation, biological process: regulation of transcription by RNA polymerase II; anatomical structure development. Lineage: Eukaryota; Metazoa; Chordata; Mammalia; Chiroptera; Hipposideridae. Gene Ontology annotation, molecular function: RNA polymerase II cis-regulatory region sequence-specific DNA binding; DNA-binding transcription factor activity, RNA polymerase II-specific. The transcript has 11 exons. The record is from RefSeq and is a predicted model, not a curated record. Bases 670 to 1923 code for a protein of 417 amino acids.
GAGUCUUCUCGCAGCCGCAACCCACCUGGGGCCAGCCCAAUACUGGUGGCGCCGCUCGGCUCCCUCCCUCCCUCCCGGCCCUUGGGCCGCGGCAGAGUGCGCCUGCCUUUUCCGGGGGCGGGGGCCCGGCUCGCGCUCUCCCCUCCCGAAGGCGCCCGCUCGGACAACCCAAGGAUUGCUACUUCUCUGCCAACUUCGCCAACUCACCGGCACUUGGAGCGGUCCGGCUCCCUGCCCGGCGCCCUCGCGCCGCCCCAGCGCCUCGUCCUCUCCGACCGCCGCCUCUCGGAUGACCAGGUUCCAGGGGAGCUGAGCGAGCCGCCUUCCCCUCCCAGCCUCAGCCCUGGCCGCAGUGGCCGCCAGCGCCAUGCGCCCCCAGAUUCCCCCGGCCCGGCCCGCCGCCUCUGGGCCGUUCUGCUGACCGCCCAGCCCCGAGCCCCGACGGUGGGAAGUUGCGGCGGCUGCGGUUGCAAGCUCCGGCGGGUCCCGGAGGAGUCCUCUCCGGGAGCGCAGCGCGGCGCCCCCAGCCCCCGCGCGCCCCGCGGCAGCCGGGCACCCGCUCACACCCCCCCUCCCACCGUCCCUCCCUUUUCUCCUCAAGUCCUGAAGUUGAGUUUAAGAGGCGACACGGCGGCGGCGGCCGCGCUGCUCCCGCUCCUCUGCCUCCCCAUGGAUAUGCACUGCAAAGCAGACCCGUUCUCCGCGAUGCACCCAGGGCACGGGGGUGUGAACCAGCUCGGGGGGGUGUUUGUGAACGGCCGGCCCCUGCCCGACGUGGUGAGGCAGCGCAUCGUGGAGCUGGCCCACCAGGGUGUGCGGCCCUGUGACAUCUCUCGGCAGUUGCGGGUCAGCCACGGCUGUGUCAGCAAAAUCCUGGGCAGGUACUACGAGACUGGCAGCAUCAAGCCCGGAGUGAUUGGCGGCUCCAAGCCCAAGGUGGCAACACCCAAAGUGGUGGACAAGAUUGCUGAGUAUAAGCGACAGAACCCAACUAUGUUCGCCUGGGAGAUCCGCGACCGGCUCCUGGCUGAGGGCAUCUGCGACAAUGACACCGUGCCCAGCGUUUCUUCUAUCAACAGGAUCAUCCGGACCAAAGUUCAGCAGCCUUUUCACCCAACACCUGAUGGGGCUGGGACCGGAGUGACUGCCCCUGGCCACACCAUUGUUCCCAGUACGGCCUCCCCGCCUGUUUCCAGCGCCUCCAAUGAUCCAGUGGGAUCCUACUCCAUCAACGGGAUAUUGGGGAUCCCUCGCUCCAAUGGCGAGAAGAGGAAACGUGAUGAAGUCGAGGUAUACACUGAUCCUGCCCACAUUAGAGGAGGUGGAGGUUUGCAUCUGGUCUGGACUUUAAGAGAUGUGUCCGAGGGCUCAGUCCCCAAUGGAGACUCCCAGAGUGGCGUGGACAGUUUGCGGAAGCACUUGCGAGCUGACACCUUCACCCAGCAGCAGCUGGAAGCUUUGGAUCGGGUCUUUGAGCGUCCUUCCUACCCUGACGUCUUCCAGGCAUCAGAGCACAUCAAAUCAGAACAGGGGAACGAAUACUCCCUCCCAGCCCUGACCCCUGGGCUUGAUGAAGUCAAAUCGAGUCUAUCUGCAUCCACCAACCCCGAGCUGGGCAGCAACGUGUCAGGCACGCAGACAUACCCCGUUGUGACCGGUCGUGACAUGGCGAGCACCACUCUGCCUGGUUACCCCCCUCACGUGCCCCCCACUGGCCAGGGAAGCUACCCCACCUCCACCCUGGCAGGAAUGGUGCCUGGGAGCGAGUUCUCCGGCAACCCGUACAGCCACCCCCAGUACACCGCCUACAACGAGGCUUGGAGAUUCAGCAACCCCGCCUUACUAAGUUCCCCUUAUUAUUAUAGUGCCGCCCCCCGGGGCUCCGCCCCUGCCGCUGCUGCCGCUGCCUAUGACCGCCACUAGUUACCGCGGGGACCACAUCAAGCUUCAGGCCGACAGCUUCGGCCUUCACAUCGUCCCCGUCUGACCGCCCACCCCGGAGGGAGGGAGGACCGAUGCGACGCGAAGCCUCUCGCCACUGCCCCAGCCCCAUCCCCACCCAGAAAGCCUGCAGCCCUUCACGUCACCCCGUCGAAGGCCAGACAGGACGAGUGGAGCCGUGGGCGGGACCCUCAGGCCUGGGCCCGCAGCCCCCAACCCCGCCCGCCUCCCCUCCCCGCCUGCCUGGACUGCACCUCGCAGCGAGGAGGGCCUGACCCAGCUCAUCCGGCCUCGCCCGAGCCGGCUGGGAGUACCAGCCACAACGUCUGACUCUGGCCAGGCCCGCCGCUGUGCGCGGGGACACGUUUCUGUGACACACAAUCAGCGCGGACUGCAGCGCGGCCCAGCCCCGGAGCAGCCCGCCUCGGAAGCUCCGGCGCCAGGAGGCCUCGCUGGAGGGACUGGGCAAAGGAAAUUAAGAACAAAAUGAUUUUCUGCAGAAGGAGUAAGAGCCUCCUGCCGAACCCUCGGGAAAAAGUCCUUACCCCCGUGCCACCGGACUGCCACCACCUUCCGAGUGUGCCCUGGCCCAGGCAGGAGGUGGAAUGGAAUGGGGGCAUGGGGGCUGGGCUCUAGGGACAAAGGUUGGGUUCUUCAGGUCUUUCCAAGGUUGGGACCCAAGGCAAGGAGGCCCCAGAAGCCCGCACCCACCGAACCGUACCCUUGGCUCUUCCCUACUCCAUCUGAACUGCCCAGGCACCUUCUAGUGACCAGACUCUCAGCCCCACCUUGCCCCUACCUCAGCGUCUCAGCCAUCUGCUGACCUCCCAGUCUCCCCUGAUACCAGUCCUUUUCCCAUCGCUCUGCAUCUCUGCUCCCUAACUCGCUGCCCCAUCGGAGGCUUUCCUGUGCCUGCCGCAGGACCAGUUCCCACAGGCCUUGGGCACUGGUCUUUCCCAGCAGUUACUUGAUGUCCCUCCCCCGACACAGACUCGCUAUCUGCGGGUGAUAGGAGUAGGUUCUGAGCUGGCGUCUGAGCUGCGGAGGGGUGGAAGUGGAGGUCGCCCACUCCCCGCCCCGCCCCCCGCCCCCGCCCCCAGCCUCCUCCUCCGGCAGAAACUGAACGGAACCGCAAAAAAGUCUACAUCUAUUUAAUAUGAUGGUCUUUGCAAAAAGGAAAAAACAAAACAAAAACCCAACAGGCUGCUGCUUUGUAGAAAGACGGUGUGUGUCGUGUGAAGGCGAACCCGUGUAUAUAACCCCGCCCCGUCCGCCCCGCCCUGCCCAGUAGAGUCCCCGCUGCCCGCCAGCCCUGCCUGUAGAUGCGCCCCGCUGUCUGUGCUGUGAGAGUCGCCGCUCGCUGGGGGGGGGAGGGGGGGAGGGACACAGCUACACACCCACUAAAGCACAGCACGUCCUGGGGGAGGGUGGCAUUUUUUAUGUUACAAAAAAAAAUUACAAAAGAAAUCUCUAUGCAAAAUGACGAACAUGGUCCUGUGGACUCCUCUCGCCUCUGUUUUGUUGGCUAUUUCUCUGUAAUUCCGUGUGUUCGCGCUCUCCUCCGCAUCUCUCUCUUGCGCAUCUCUCCCCUCUCUCCAUUUCUCUUUUCCCAUCUGUCUCUGUCUCUCUCCGUCUUUGUCCCUCUGUCUCUGUCCCUCCCUCGGCCUCUCUCCCCAGCCCCAUCCCGGCAGCCUUGCCCUCGCAGCCUAGAUCAGAGGUGGCAGCUCCACCCCCGGGCUUGUCCCCUCGCGGCCGUGCCCCGCGCGCCCUGGGCCGCCGGCGGCCGGGCCGCCCAGCCCCGUAGUUGCUCUCUCGGUAGCGGCGAUGCGCCCUGCAUGUCUCCUCACCCGUGGAUCGUGACGACUCGAAAUAACAGAAACAAACUCAAUAAAAGUGAAAAUAAAUAAAUAAAAAUCCUUGAACAAAUGCGAAAAGGCUUGGAGUCCUCGCCCAGAUCUCUCUCCCCUUCGAGCCUUUUUAUUUGAAAAGGAAAACGAGAAAAGAGAAUAGUUUAAGGGAACUGUCGGCGCCCAGCCAGGCUCCAGUGGCCCAAGCUGGACGGCAGGGAGCCGAGGUUUGAACUCUGAGGGCCGGCCCAUCCCAGCCUUGCAGGGCUGGAGGGUCAGGGUCCUCAGAACCAGGACCCAGCGAAGCCUCAGAGAGCCCCCGACAGCUUUGGUCUCCUUGGCCACUUUCAGCGCGUCGGUUCGUUUUGAUUCUUUUCUUUUUCUUUCUUUUUUUUGUGCACAUGAUAAAUAAAUAAUAAUAAAUAAUAAUAAUAAAUAAUAAUAAUAAUAAAAUUUUGUAUGUCA